Messenger RNA from Prosopis cineraria, 2005 nucleotides. RefSeq names its product probable ribonuclease P/MRP protein subunit POP5. Gene Ontology annotation, biological process: tRNA 5'-leader removal. The record is from RefSeq and is a predicted model, not a curated record. Lineage: Eukaryota; Viridiplantae; Streptophyta; Magnoliopsida; Fabales; Fabaceae. The coding region runs from base 1149 to 1613 and encodes 154 amino acids. Gene Ontology annotation, cellular component: ribonuclease P complex. The transcript is spliced from 6 exons.
GCAUUUGCCCCAGAGAAACGAAACGGAAUCGGAAUCAAGACAGAUUCUCAAGAAAUCCAAUUUUGCUAAAUUACCCAGUAAUUGUCACUGCAGCUCUCCCCUCACCAAUCACCACCACGUACACAACGCCGACCACCACGGCUCUUCUUCGUACUGCUCCGCCCUUACUCCAUAUUUGCGUUGUCCGUCCAACCGCUCUCGGAGCUACCGCCAAGUAUAACGUCUCCCUUCGCAUCGCACCAAAAGGCAAUUUCCGGAGACCUUCGAAAGCUACACCCUGGACCUUUUCGGCUUCACUCGACUCAACCCUACGACACUCACGGCGCCGCCGCUCCACUCCAGUCGACCUCACACUCAACGCUCAACCUCACACUCAAGAGUCGCAAUCGCAUACGCCGUUGCUCCAACUUUCCCUCACGCUCGUUGCUCACUGCCGAUUGUCUCUCACAGCGGCACUCGCGCUCGGCUGUUCGCAUUCUCGCCUUCUCGCAUCGCUUAGUGCCUUAGUCAAGCUUAUUGCCCCUCGAGUGUCGACUCUCGUUGCCGUAUCUUAGCCUCCGAUGUUCAGAUCUCCCGUUCGUAUCUCGCCUUCCUGCGUUCUCCAUUCGUGGCUUAGGCAGCUAGGUGCUUAGAUCUCCCGUUCCUCCGUUUAUCUCACGAUUUACGCUAAUCUCGUUGCUGCCGGUGUUUUCGACGAUGAAUGUGAAACUGAGGGGAUUUUUUUUAAUGAAGGGUAUCUGUGUCAUUUGAUAUUAAUAAUACAUAUAUUAAAUAAAAAUUAUGCAAGAUUCUGUGAGAGUCCUCUCCAGUACCAAACUGGCUACGGGUGCGGUCGAAUUGUGAACCCAAAACGGAGGAUCUGCCGCGCUCUUGCCGUUGCUCGUGGAAAACUCCAACAUCGCAGGAUUGGCGUGAGGACUGCGAUUCUCUCAAGACGUCUUCCCUCGCUUGGGUUCUUCUGGUGGAAGUCGCAAAUAUCUGUAGAGUUGGCGAUAUGGGGUAUGAAAAGUAUUCACCCUUAAAUCCUAUGGAUAUACUAUAGGAUGGACAGUUACUCAUGUGGUGUUCGUAAAAUCCUAAUCUCUUAUUCUAGCCUUACAGGGAGCGGAUCUGCCUGGUGAGUGUUCUACACUAGGUAAAGGAGGAUCAUGGUGGGAUUUAAAAAUAGGUACAUGGUAAUGGAGGUCUUUUUGGAUCCUAACAGAGACCAUGCGGGUAAUGAUUCUAUUAUAAUUACCCAAUUUAAUGUGUCGAAAGCAAUAAAAGAAAGCAUCCUGCUAAACUUUGGGGAGUGUGGUUUGGCUUCGUCAGUGGGAUCAUUCCUUGUCAAGCAUGUCAAUCCAAUCACCAAUACAGUCAUCAUUAGAGUCUCAAGAGAAGAAUAUCAAAAAGUUUGGUCUGCUAUUACAAUGAUCAGAAGCAUUGGGAACUACCCAGUGACUUUCAACAUGUUGGACCUGUCUGGUAGUAUAAAAGCUUGUAGAACUGCUGCCUUAAAGUGUGAGGAAUUGAAGUUUGAGCAGUACAAAUUUAAGGUGGGAGAUCGUCUCUCAACUGAUGAUACCCAGCGCAUGCAUAACUAUCUUGAAAAAAUCAAACUUUUGGAGCAUUAAAUGCUUGGCUGCCUAUCUCCUUCCUAAUGGAGUUUCCAUAAGAAAGUUGAUGUUGAUCUCAAAUUGCCUAUUCAUUCAGAAUUGAGGAUUUUGGUGUAGAUGUUCCAGUGGUAUAGGAUAGGAUUACGACGCUAGUUUUUAGAUGCCUACAGUUCCCUCCAUUCACAUGUAAUUCAGCUUCCCUGAACUAUGUGGGAAUUUGACAUGCAUGAGUAGAAAAAAGAAUCACGGAGAAAAAUGCACAAAUCUCCUUUGAAGUCAGUCACUUGCAAACGGUCUUAAAUUCUCAAAGCUGGAAAUUAAGUUUAUUUAUUUAUUUUCCUUUUAAUGAUAUCAACUCAUUUGUAAUCUUGAACAUUUUUUAAUUAAGCUUGGUAUGCUUUUUCUUUGAA